AUGCCACAACCUAUUCCUCUGUCUUCCCGCAUAAGGGGCGCCAUAUAUGGCCUUGCUGUGUGUGACGCACUAGGAGCUCCCGUGGAAUUCAAGCCCCGAGGCUCGUUUGAACGCGUUACGUCCAUGCUGCCAAAUGAUAAUUUCGGCCUUCCAGCCGGCUGCUUCACGGACGACACAGCGAUGACACUCUGCCUGGCUCAUUCUCUGCUAGAUUGUGGCGGUCACUCCAACAUGAUAGAUCAGGUCAAAAAGUACAUCUCAUGGUGGCAGAAUGGCUACAUGUCCUCAACCGGCAGUUGUUUCGACAUUGGAGUUUCUACGCGAAGCGCCCUCCAAACUUGGGCCGAUAUGCUCCAUCUACAGUCUAGAGGCGAGGAUUCCCCUGUGCAAGAUGCCCACAGCGCAAUGUUGGCGAAGAUUACCCACGAAUUUUCGAAGGACGAAUACUGUGGAAACGGCAGCCUGAUGAGAGUCCUUCCGGCGGCACUGAUCGCCUCAAGCGCGUCAAACGUCGUCGAACUUGCCAAAGAAAGCUCCUUGCCUACGCAUCCGCAUCUGCGAUGUGUGCAUGCUUGCAUGAUAUAUGCUUCCCUGGUACAACAGUUACUCAAUGGAGCUUCCAAGACCGAACUCGCUGUAAGUUUAAGCGAGUCAAUUAACGAAAUUCCGAGCAAUAUAUCCGACACACCUAUUGAAGCAGUGCUUUCAGAACGCAUCGGACGGUAUCGCUCAAUCCAAGAUUGGGAACAGACCACGGCCGACUCGAUACGCAGCACGGGUUAUGUCGUUGAUACACUUGAAGCUGCUCUCUGGGCUUUCUUUAACUCGGAUACAUUUGAACAGGCAGCACUACAGGCCGUCAACCUGGGAUAUGAUUCGGACACCGUCGGCGCGAUAUGCGGGGGCAUAGCUGGGACUUACUACGGUUUCGAUGCGAUACGCCAGGACUGGCUACGCGAUUUGAAGAAGAAGGAACUUCUCGAUGAAGCAGCCCAGGAAAUUAUUGAUCACAGGAACAAGCUACCCUGA
Messenger RNA from Cladophialophora yegresii CBS 114405, 1029 nucleotides. RefSeq lists its product as uncharacterized. The record is from RefSeq and is a predicted model, not a curated record. Lineage: Eukaryota; Fungi; Ascomycota; Eurotiomycetes; Chaetothyriales; Herpotrichiellaceae. The transcript has a single exon. The coding region runs from base 1 to 1029 and encodes 342 amino acids.